CUCAAGAUCGCUCAUUUCGUGCAAGUGACCAGCGAACAUGUCUACUCCAAAGCGCUCCGUCCUCAUCACCGGCUGCUCAGACGGCGGCAUGGGCAGCGCCCUCGCAAUUGCUUUCAACACAGCCGGGUUCCACGUCUACGCUACAGCACGGAAUCCAUCCAAAAUGACGGGACUUACGUCUCUGGGAAUCGAGACUCUCCAGUUGGAUAUACAAUCGGAAUCCUCGAUAGCCGACUGCGUCAAAAAGAUCCCGUCGCUCGACAUUCUCGUCAACAACGCCGGGUCCCAGUUCCUCAUGCCGAUCGCCGACAUCAACAUCGCCGAAGCGAAGAAAUUGUAUGAUCUGAAUGUGUGGGGUCACAUCGCCGUGAUCCAGGCUUUCCUGCCGCUGCUCCUCAAGUCCCCCAACGCGAUCAUCGUGAACCAGACGUCCAUCGGGGCCAACCUCGCGAUGCCCUUCCAGGCCGUUUACAACUCUUCCAAGGCAGCUCUGGCGUUGCUUACGGAGUCUCUCCGGUUCGAGCUCCAGCCCUUCGGGAUUAAGGUCGUGGACCUGAGGACCGGGGUUGUCAACACCAACCUGGUCAAGAACGUGCAGGAGAAUAGCGACCCGAAGCUUCCGGCCGGCUCGAUAUACGAGCCUGCGAAGGAAGUCGUAGAGAAGGCCUUGCGCCAAGAACAGUUCGAGGGCAAGGGCAUGUCGGCGCGGCAGUGGGCGGAGCUGGUGGUAGGGGACUUACAGAAGAGCAACCCGCCUAGGGUUAUCUGGAGAGGCGACUCGGCAUGGUUAGUGCGCGUCCAGAGCGUCUUGCCGUCUGGGUUAUUUGAUGGUGCGAUUAAGAAGAUGACCGGAUUGGACGUUGUCGAGCAGAUUGUGAAGAAAUGAGGGCUGGCACUGGCAUUAUUACCUUAGGUUAGGUACCUACCUACCUAGGUAGAGGUAGAUUAUACGAAAUCGACAGUCGGGAUAUGCAAAGCUCCUUAGAUAAUAUGACUAUCGGGGAAGUUUAGGUACAAAUUCAUGCCGUUGGUGUUUCAUCCUGAUGCUCUCAUGAUCGUGGAAUCGAUCCUAUUCUUCUUAUGCCUAUUGAAAAGUUGUAGAUUAAGCUGGAGAUGCAGCUCACAUCCUUGUCUGAAGGAUCUAAAAUGGGAGCGUCCCCACUGAGCUGCGUCGGCCGAGUUGCACUACAUUACCUAAGGUACCUAUGCACGUAUGGCAGGGCUCGAAAAUAAGGUUACGGCGUGGAUCAGUCAAGUACCGUACAGGCCAGAAGCUUAAAUUACCUAACCUAAGGUGAGCCACAUUUGAAUAAUAAAGCAAGACCAUUGUUAUUAUAGUAGUAGAUAAUAAGUAACUCGCAAAGAAACGGCGAGCUCUAUUCCGAUUUUAGGUAUCUAAGUACUUUCUGUCACUACCAUCUUUAAAUUCUAAAGGAGGGUUACUUUCAUGCGC
Daldinia caldariorum is the source of this 1453-nucleotide messenger RNA. RefSeq names its product NAD(P)-binding protein. The record is from RefSeq and is a predicted model, not a curated record. Bases 38 to 886 code for a protein of 282 amino acids. The transcript has a single exon. NCBI's taxonomy places the organism in Eukaryota, Fungi, Ascomycota, Sordariomycetes, Xylariales, Hypoxylaceae. Gene Ontology annotation, molecular function: triacylglycerol lipase activity; acylglycerone-phosphate reductase (NADP+) activity. Gene Ontology annotation, cellular component: lipid droplet; endoplasmic reticulum. Gene Ontology annotation, biological process: phosphatidic acid biosynthetic process; triglyceride catabolic process.